AGAUGUUGUUCAGAUGUGUUUUGCCGAGAUUCGAAUGAAGGGGCAUCGAGGUAUCACAAUACCGAUUAAGUUCUAGUAUGGUAGCAGUGCAGUACCACCACCAUUCUAGAAAUUCGCUGGCCAAGAGCUACUUUUAAUCAAUGCCCACAGUUCGACCUCUACGGGGAUGAGGACAUGAACUCAAGACAUCUAGUGAUUACAGACAUGUCUUCCUUCACAAUUAUCAAACAGAAUAGGAAGAAUCUAAUCAAUAAGUACAGAAGACAUAUCUCAAACAACUGUAAAGUCACGGGAACUCAGGGCCGACGACAUAGACUCCGACUUUCCACACACAAGAAGAAUUGAGGACAAAUCUCAUGAUCUCAUAAUAAAAAUACCUAUGUUUCAGAAGCACCGGGAUAAUAAAUAACUUCAUAAUAAAAUUCCACACUCCACUCUUUAAAUUUCUCUUGCAAUUGUCACUAUACGAGUAGUGUUCCUCUAAACGAUCUCUCGGCGGCUAAUACACAACACUCCAUAAGGAAUGAAUCUUCAACAAAAUCAAUAUAAUAAACUCAGACAUACAAAAACCCACCGCAAAAAUCUCAUUCAAUACAUCAUCAUCCAAAACCCCAAUGAGCAUAAUAAAAGACGCAAUCGACCAUCCCCAACCAUCUGCAAAUCUUCGCAAAGACACACAAGUUCAAUUCCCGUCUCCACGCCCAAAAUCCCAUUCAUACAAUGCACAUCUUCCAGAAAUUGAAUCCCAUUUCCAAAACAUACAGCUACCGCCUGCGAUUCUCCUCCACAACCCAUAAUUUCCAUAGUACAUCACUCCAUAUUCCCUUCCACGUGCAUGUGCAUGUGAAUCCUUCAGCAUCCGAAAAUAGAAAUCCGGGGUAAGGUUACACUUAACAAAUUCUCAGGCGGCAAAAAUAUUCUCACGAACCGCGUAGGUUACCUACAAUCUAGAAUUGCGUUGAAGAUAAUAAAUAUACUAGGUAUUUAAAUCCCAUUUCCAUUCCCCUGUAUAAACACAAAGAUGCGAGAUAUAUUAAACUCCGCUUCCAUUCCCAUAUUCUCUCUCUCCUUCCCGUACCGUUUCCUUUCCAUCUUCUUUCAAAAUUCCAGACAUCGAAUACCUACGUAUACCUACCAAGUGGCCCAGUCUGGAUUUCUCCCACCCAUCCACAAGUGCGUAACGCCUCCGGUCACCUUCCGGCCAUCCAUUCCAUCAUUUGCAACGCCUCAUCCGUUACAUAUACAUCGUGAGAUAUUAAAGUAAUUUUUCUCGUCGUCGAUAUUAUCAUAGAGAAACAUCGAUAAUCCAAAAAAAAAAAAGGAAAAAAAGAAUCGAAAUGGAGAGCUCCUUGCGAAACACUACGGAUUCUAUAUUUUCCCAUGCCCAGGAAAUGAAAUACAUAGAUGAAAACAUCUUAAACCAAUCAUCCCAAGCCACCAUUUCCCCUUCCACAUCCAAUACAAACCUCACAUCCACAUCUUCAUCUUCACCCCCCAAACUUCUCAAAUCCUCCACAUCAGAAUCAGACUCAAAAUCAACAUCACAAACCCCACUAUACUCCUCCCACACAAUCUCCCAUUAUCCAUUCCCGUCAAUUAGAUCCGGGAUAGCACCCAAAAUAUCAAUCACAACAACCAUCGAUUCCAUGAUCUCGAAUCAUCAAAAUGGGAGUAUGGGACUUUCGCUUUUGACGCGAGAUUUGGUGGCCAGUCCGGUUGAAGAUUUUAUUUUGGGGAGUCCGCUGGAGGGGUUCAUGUAGAUUUUUGAGGGAGGGUUUGUUUGCUUUGUG
Messenger RNA from Botrytis sinoallii, 1790 nucleotides. RefSeq lists its product as uncharacterized. Bases 1338 to 1760 code for a protein of 140 amino acids. The transcript is spliced from 4 exons. The record is from RefSeq and is a predicted model, not a curated record. Lineage: Eukaryota; Fungi; Ascomycota; Leotiomycetes; Helotiales; Sclerotiniaceae.